This is a messenger RNA of Branchiostoma floridae (Florida lancelet), 1886 nucleotides long. RefSeq lists its product as uncharacterized. The coding region runs from base 24 to 998 and encodes 324 amino acids. Gene Ontology annotation, biological process: mitophagy by internal vacuole formation; mitochondrial protein catabolic process. The transcript is spliced from 5 exons. Lineage: Eukaryota; Metazoa; Chordata; Leptocardii; Amphioxiformes; Branchiostomatidae. Gene Ontology annotation, cellular component: mitochondrial outer membrane. The record is from RefSeq and is a predicted model, not a curated record.
GUCGUGCUCAGCCAACUCUGGAAAUGUCAGAUCCAGCUGAACAAGAUAUGAAACAUGCCCUACCAAGAAAGAUGAAUGAGUUUGCAGGUUCAUUGGCUAGUAAUCUGACAUGGGCAGUGGGCAGUUGGAGCAAAGAUAUGUCCCACCUGUUGUCAGAGAACGCGAGACUGUCGGCGGAAUUACAGGACCUGAAAGAACGCACAGCAAGUGUGGCAUCUGAACGUGCUGUUAGAGACCGACAGAAUGUGGAGGACAUCACAGAUCCCAACAGGCCAACACAGAUUGGGCAACUCUAUACCCAGUUCAUUGAUGGAGAUCGAAUGGAUGCAGUCGAUGCACUUCAGAAAGAGUUCCCAGAUAAGCACUAUGCAAAUCAUAGGCUUGUUUGUGAGAUAUUUGAGGUUGCUUUUGAAGUUGCAACGGUGGCAAUCACAAGUGUACGAGAGCAUAUUCCAAGGACCUUGGUGAAUCCAACAUCUCUUCGCACACCAUCAGUAAAAUCACAGCAAAAGCAGCAAGCAGGCGAAGAACCUAUUGAAGUUUACUUCAAAUACACCACAACACCUGAAUUGGAGAAACGCCGUAGAGAUGCAGACAUUAAGAACAUCACUGAUAGCAUAUCUGCCUAUCUGAGGAGGACAUCACGCAGUGUUGACAUCACGGCUAUGAAAGAGGAUGUUCUGUCAGACAUUGAGAAGAGAUACCCACCUGAGAAGAGAAGUCUGCUAUUCAAGAAAUUGCGGCUCGUGCAGAACUUCAUUUCAGAUUGCUGCAAGUUGGCCUGGCAACUAGUAGUGCAGACCCCAUCCAUGCACAUUCAGUAUAAUGAUAGGACAUUUGAUAAGAUGAAGCAUGAGCAGUCAAAUAAGCAGUCUUCCACAAGUAAAUCUGCCACUAGUACAAGGAUCCGUCAUUACUUGUGGCCAACUUUGCUUUACAACCUGAAUGGCAAAGUCGCCUGUAAGGGUAUUGUGGUCACUGGGGAUAGUGAAGUCUAGAGCCAAAAUAUGCAUCCCAAAAACCCAAUGCUAAUAAUAUUUGCCACUGUUACUUCCUCUAGAAAAACAAGCUAACUAAUCAAUUGAUUUGACUAUCAACAUGACUUAACAAUCAGUCGUAUAUUGUAUUUACAUUAAUAUUAGUCAGGUAGUCAAAUUGAUGUUAAUGUGCCACUUACCCUAGUUACUGUUAGAUAUCAUGAAGCCUACAUGUAAAACUGAAGGGUGACUCUCCUCCAGUGACACACUUUAUUUCUCUUGAGAAAAUAGAUACUCUUUACCGAAUUACAUUAUGUGACUGACUUAUGAUACACAUGUACCAUAAAGAAACAAUAGUGCAAAAUUGACUUAACUAAGGAUAUUUUUGUUUAUUACGGCAAUCUCCAAAUAACUUUUCUUUAGAUUAAGAUUAAAUAAAUACGUGAGCUAUUUAGUAUCUUACAGUCAAUAGCUUUGAAGUUUAUAUACACAUGUAAUACAAUAAAGUACAUGCAAUUGCUAAACACUUUCAUUUCAAUUUGAAACAUAUGAGUUGAUUGCUGUCUCUCAUAGUCAUAUUUGAUGCGUAUUUGGCAGCUUAAUGUUGACCAGAAGAAAUGUUUCUAUAUUAGUCAGGAUGAGGAUAAAAUUUAAUGUAUUGUUAAGGUCAGUCAGCAGUUAAAAGUUUCAACGUCAUAUUUCUCUUCUAAAGGAUUUUUAGAAAUGCUGACGUGAAGUGUUUCUUGUAAUUAUUCACCCCUCGAUCCUACCUAAAGUAGCCUCUGCAUAUGUGCGAAUGUUAGUCAGCGUACUGCAUAAUGUUAAAGGUUGUCACCAUGAGUGUUUCUAGAUUCUAUAUACUUGUUAAACGGUUAGGUAGCUGAUUGAUUGAAUAUAAUUUUCAUCGAA